GUCAAACCGUAAAAAACUAUAACAUCAUAAUAAUAUAAUUAUACGGAAGUGUAAAUUGCGGAAAUUAAAAACGACUACCUAUUUUGUGAUAAUAUAAAAUAAACAAUAAAUACUGUUAUUCAUAAUAAUAUUUUAAAUAAGAGAAGUUGAAUUGUUAAUUUCAUCGAACAUGUAUUUUUUAAGUUGAGAGGUUAUGUCCGUGUGGAUAUCUUAAUUCUUGGUCCAGUCUUAUAGGACUAAUAAUUAUGGAGUCGCCGGUUUCUGCUUUUGCUGUAUACAAAAGCAAUAAAAAGGAAACGAAGCCUAAAAAGAAAAAUCGCAAAAAUAAAAAUAAAAUACCGGUAUCACCACAAGUACUAAGAAAGGAUUUCAGUGAAGAUGUCAUGAAAGAGAUCGGUAUAAAACUAAAACAAAAACAGAAAAAAAAUAAAGAACCGAAAAAUAUUGCAAAGAAAAAGCUACAUAAAAAGAAGAAAUCUAAAAAACCGGUGAAAAAAAUUAAUGGUAAUGUUGAAAAAUUGGAUUUAAGCAAUCGAAGUACCGACAGUGAUGAAGCUCCAGAACUAGAGUUAGAGUCGUUGGAGCCUAGAAAAAAUCUAAUUGAAGUACCCAAAUAUGAUGAUGAAAGUGGCUCUCAUGAGAGCGAUGGAAGCAUUGAGUUUAACCCCGUGCAAACGGACAGUGCUGAAGAAGGAAUGAAGGUAUUUAAAUGGAUGAUAGCACCCUUUGAUCCUGAUGAAUUCCUAAAGGUAAUGUGGGAAAAGAAACCACUACAUAUUAUUAGAAAAAAACCUAAGUAUUACAGUGAUAUUAUAUCGACACCAGCCAUUGAUAUAAUGUUGAGAACGGAAAACAUCCAGUUCACUAAAAAUGUUGAUGUAACAUCAUACGUUGAUGGAAAGCGAGAAACUCAUAAUCCAGAAGGUAGGGCUCAUCCUCACGUGGUUUGGGACUAUUAUUUAAAUGGCUGUAGCAUUAGGUUACUGAAUCCCCAAACAUAUAUUUCUCGGUUACAUUUACUCAAUGCUACCCUUCAAGAAUUCUUCAAUUCGUUCGUUGGGGCUAAUGCAUAUUUAACGCCUCCAGACAGCCAAGGCUUCGCACCACAUUAUGAUGAUAUUGAGGCAUUUAUUCUACAGGCUGAAGGUAAAAAACAUUGGCGUAUUUAUAGGCCUAGAGAAAAUAAUGAAGAAUUACCUAGAACAUCAUCAAAGAAUUUUACGGACGAUGAAAUAGGAGAACCUGUAUUAGAAGUCACUUUAGAAGCUGGUGAUAUGUUAUAUUUUCCCCGUGGUUUCAUACACCAAGGGAUCACUGUAGACGGGGAGCAUUCUCUCCACGUAACUAUAAGUAUGUAUCAGAAACAUGCAUGGGCUGAUCUUUUUGAAAAGUUGAUACCUGCUGCAUUACAAGAAGCUAUUAACGAAAAUGUAGAAUUCAGACAGGGUUUGCCAUUUGAUAUUUAUGAUAAUUUUGGCCUUGUACACUCUGAUGUAAAUACACCGCGUAAAACUGAAAUAGAAAAAAUAAUUAAGAAUUUAUUUGAUAAAAUUAAAGAUCAUUUGCCAAUAAACGAGGCCGUAGAUCAAAUGGUCACGAAAUACCAACAAGAUGCUCUACCUCCGGUAUUAAGUGAUUUAGAAAGAGCUGUAACAGUAUACGGUGAUACCGAUGUAAUGAUAGAAAAUGGAAGAGUAACAAAUAGAGUUGAAAUUAGUUUAGACACUAGAAUAAGAUUACUACGUAAGAAUAUUUUGAGAAUGGUUACAGAAGAUUGCAUUCGAGUGUACUAUCACACUGAAAACUCUUUAGAAUAUCAUGGAAAUGAACUGACAUACUUAGAAAUUGAUGAGGAGAUGGCACCGGCGAUAGAGACCCUAAUUACUGCAUAUCCUGAAUAUGUUUCAGUUGAGAAUUUAGACGUGCCUGAUGAUUCAAGCAAAUUGCAAGUUGCUGAAACUUUAUGGAGCAGGGGAUUGAUCAUGACUGAGUAUCCUCUUGAAAAUAUAGAUGAUGAUUAAAAACUCGAUUUGUAAUACUUCAUUAAAAUGCGUAAACUUUUAGAAA
This is a messenger RNA of Melitaea cinxia (Glanville fritillary), 2067 nucleotides long. RefSeq names its product bifunctional lysine-specific demethylase and histidyl-hydroxylase NO66 (gene NO66). The coding region runs from base 246 to 2021 and encodes 591 amino acids. The record is from RefSeq and is a predicted model, not a curated record. Gene Ontology annotation, cellular component: nucleolus. Gene Ontology annotation, molecular function: histone H3K36 demethylase activity; histone H3K4 demethylase activity. NCBI's taxonomy places the organism in Eukaryota, Metazoa, Arthropoda, Insecta, Lepidoptera, Nymphalidae. The transcript has a single exon.